Molecule: messenger RNA, 1227 nt
Organism: Trichoderma harzianum CBS 226.95
Lineage: Eukaryota; Fungi; Ascomycota; Sordariomycetes; Hypocreales; Hypocreaceae
Exons: 3
Coding region: 1-1227 (408 amino acids)
Biological process (GO): transmembrane transport; nucleoside metabolic process
Cellular component (GO): endoplasmic reticulum
Molecular function (GO): catalytic activity
Source: RefSeq, a predicted model, not a curated record
AUGCUUCUUGCGGCAUUGGCCGUACACGCUCAAUUUACAGGAGUCAUCUCUCCAAAAGUGAUGAUCAUAUCCAUGUUUGAACCCGAGGGUCAAAUAUGGCUCGACAACUUCUCUCAGUCCGGUUUGGGAAACCUUACCUCGCAAGCCAUAGCCACGCCCGGUCUCUCUAUGCUAUACCCUCUCGUCUUCUGCACGCAAUCAGGGAGUGUCUGCCAACUUACCGUCGGCGAGGGGGAAAUCAACUCAGCCGUGUCCAUGACAGCCCUCGUACUAUCCAGAAGCUUCAACCUCACUCAGACAUACUUUCUCCUGGCCGGCAUCGCGGGCGUGAAUCCACGGCAUGCAACCAUUGGCAGCGUCGCCUUCGCUCGAUAUGCCGUCCAAGUCGCUCUCCAAUACGAAAUCGACUCCCGAUCUCUGCCCGAGGACUGGCCCACGGGUUACAUCCCGUACGGCCGUGCCCACCCCUUCGAGUACCCCUGCAUCACAUACGGGACGGAAGUCUUCGAGCUCAACGCCAACUUGCGUGAGGCCGCCCACGGUUUUGCCCAGCGAGCCCAGCUGCAAGACGCCCAAGAGACGCGCAAUUACCGCCUCUUGUACUCGGAAAUGGGCCCGCCCUACCAUACGGCCGUGAUGCCUCCCAGCGUCGUCAAGUGCGAUGGUGCUACGAGUGAUGUCUAUUAUACGGGUGGUAGGCUUGCACAGGCGUUUGAGAACACGACGUCUCUGUGGACCAAUGGCACGGGCGUCUAUUGUAUGAGUGCACAGGAAGACAAUGCGACGCUCGAGGUAUUGGUGAGGGCAGCGAUUGAAGGGCUGGUCGACUUCAGCCGUGUAAUUGCCAUGCGUACUGGCUCCAACUUCGACCGCCCUCCCCCCUCCCGUACCGACUGGGAGCACCUCACGCACACAAACCAAAACGGCUUCCACAUCGCCAUCGCCAACCUCUACGCCGCCGGCAUCCAAGUCGUCCGCGGCAUCCUCGCCGACUGGGACUGCACCUUUGCGCGUGGGGUGCCUCCGACCAACUACAUCGGCGACAUCUUUGGCAGUCUAGGUGGCCAUCCUGACUUUGGCUUUGGGAGUAUCACAGGCGGGAGGAAGCUUAGGGCGACUGAGAGUCGGAGAGGACGGCGUCGUGAUAAUCGGAACGUGGUGUCUCUGGCUGGCGUUGAGAUGGCGAGGAGGAGGACGUUUGGGGCCAAGGGGGCGAUGAAGAUGUAA